Molecule: messenger RNA, 1240 nt
Organism: Ostrea edulis (European flat oyster)
Lineage: Eukaryota; Metazoa; Mollusca; Bivalvia; Ostreida; Ostreidae
Product: kielin/chordin-like protein
Exons: 10
Coding region: 77-979 (300 amino acids)
Cellular component (GO): extracellular region
Molecular function (GO): serine-type endopeptidase inhibitor activity
Source: RefSeq, a predicted model, not a curated record
AAUUAAUUGUCAGAUCGGUGUUACAUAACGAAGACAUUGUUUGUUUUGUGGAUUGGGAUCCCGUACCCUUACGAUUAUGCUGCGGAUUUUACUUUUCAGCGUGUUGUUGACACUGGUCACCUCGCAGAUAUACAAAAAACUGUACACACCAGUUAAAAACCCACGUCUUUAUUUGAUCGGAGGGAAAUAUUUGAGAAAUAUAAUUGCCAAUAGAAGAAAUACGCUGCAGAAGGUUUUACCACGAGUCACAGCUACAAGAGACUUCCGGUUUGAUAAAGUUGGAGAAUGUCCAAGAGACGUCGCUGGGAAAACCUGUGUUAAUCAGCUGUUCUUCAAGUUCUGUAGUACUGAUUACGAUUGUUCUGGACAUCAGAAGUGUUGCCUUUAUGGGUGUGGACAAGAGAGAAGAUGUCGAGAGGCAGUAAAUGUGCCGAGCGGUUGUUCAUACGAUGAUGAACGAUACGAAGAAUCUUCUAGCUUUCCCUCAACAGACGGAUGUAACACCUGUCGAUGUGAACGAGGCCAGGUCACGUGCACUAGACGGAAAUGCAUAUCCUGUUACUAUGACGGCGUGAUGUACACUCCAUGGACAGAUUUUAAAUCUGUAGACGGAUGUAACUGGUGUAAAUGUCUACCAAGUGGGCGGAUCCAAUGUACAAAGAAAAACUGUAACCAGCAGGCAUGUAAAUACCGUGGAGAGCGCCAUCGUGUGGGAGAAACAUUUCCUAAGGGCGAUAACUGCAAUACGUGUUGGUGCAGUCUUCAUGGAACGGUGUCAUGCACGGAUAAAUCGUGUGAAAAUCGUCGGUGUAGUCUUCCUCCGGAAGUUGGACUCUGUCGAGCUUCACUGCCGAGGUGGUGGUACAACCCAGAAGUGGAGAAAUGCGAGAUGUUUGAAUACUCUGGGUGUGAAGGGAACGACAACAAAUUUCUAACGUGGGAAGAUUGUGUGAGGGAGUGCGAGGCCAGAAUGAUGUGAACUUAUCUGAUAGGCGGAUCCAAACAGGAUGACAUUUGAGCAUGGGACUUUGCAGGAACGACAUACAGAGAAAGACCUAUUGCCGUGCGAGUGAAAAAACAUAUUUCUCUAUGUUCUCGAUAUGUAUAUAUGUUAUAGACAGGACCACAAUGUAAACUAGUUGAUAUAACUAAUUGUGCAAUCCUGUAUAAAUAAAGGAUAUCAUUAUUAUUAUUAGUAGUAGUAUGUUAUAAAAUGAAACAAGUAGCCUCUAAACAAAAA